AUGAGACUCUUUAUAAGUUCAUUAAAUGUACCAAUUGGAUAUUCAACACCAGAAUUCCCAUCAUUAUUUUGGCCAUUAGGACCAAGUCAACAAGCUUAUCAAAAUUCAUUUCUUUAUUAUUCUUGGGAUAUUUGGAAGUUUACUGUUUUUUGGUCAUUAAUCUUAUUUGGUGCUUUAUAUAUAAUUGUUGGUACAAUUGCUGCUAUAAGUAAUAUCUUAAAUAAAUUUAGACAUAAAUUACCAAUUGGUCCAAUAGAAUUAUUUACUUGUUUAUUUAUAUUAGGAUUUUAUAUAAUUGUUGGUUUAUUUAAAGGGUUUUGUAGUGGUGCUAUUAUUGGUUUAAUUAUAUCUGCUAUUUAUGAAGCUGGUUCUUUAACUAUGAGUACUUGGAUUCCAUUGACUUGGGCUAUUAUUGGUAUCUUGUAUGAUAUUGCCCUGAGUUAUCUGACUAGUAGAAUUAUACUAUAA
Molecule: messenger RNA, 468 nt
Organism: Hemisphaericaspora subhashii
Lineage: Eukaryota; Fungi; Ascomycota; Pichiomycetes; Serinales; Debaryomycetaceae
Exons: 1
Coding region: 1-468 (155 amino acids)
Source: RefSeq, a predicted model, not a curated record